GAGAGAAGUGACUGAACUAUCGAGCUGGGGAGGCGAUGUCCCUCCUGGGCGGGACCGGGAGAGAGACUCUUCUUAGGAGGGGUGAGCCCCCCUCUUUUUAGGGCCGGAUAAUGGGGGGCCCGCUGAUAAUCUCGCCUUCCUUUGCGGGGGGAGUGUGUGAUCCCCGGGUGAAAGGACUGAUCUGCAUUCAAAUUGGUAUCACAAGGGCACAAACAAGCUCAAGAUUCUGUGAUUUCCUAAUAAAAAGAACAAUAAAAAAGAAGGCUCAGCAGAUGGUUGAAGACAUUUUAAUCCCUCUGUAUGUGAAGAUGUAAAAGUGGAUAUUGUCUCAGAUCAAAUAUGCAUAACAGAAGAACUUGUGUAAGAUUAUUUGAUUUAACAAUGCUUACAUCAUACUAAAUCCCCAUGCUUCAUAGAGACUGGCACAGUCCUGUGUUUGCCUUCCUCAUACUGGUAGUUCUACUGAAAUCAACGGGACACCUCUUGUGAAUAGUACGGAUCCAAGUGGGAUUGCCCCUCAAGACUUUGCUCCAGGACUUCCAGGCUGGACUCCAGGACUGAGAAAUAGAAUGUUUCAUGUCUAACAGAGACAGACUGGAUUUGGAGGAUGAAGUCCAGCCUAAUGCAUUUGAUUCCUCCAGUGAGUAGGGACAGAAUAAUCUCCCACUUCCCCAAGUGGUACACACCAGAGGCCUGUCUCCAGUUCAAAGAUCACUUCCAUGCACUGGUCAGGAGUGCCUGUCAGCAACACAAUACUGGGACAGUUGGGCUGAAAAUAUCCAAAGUGGUUGUGGUUGGAGACCUCUAUGUUGGGAAAACCAGCCUUAUCAACAGGUUUUGUAAAGAUAUUUUUGAUCGAGACUACAAGGCAACCAUUGGAGUAGAUUUUGAAAUUGAGCGGUUUGAAAUAGCUGGAGUGCCAUAUAAUCUCCAGAUAUGGGACACAGCAGGUCAGGAAAAGUUCAAGUGCAUUGCAUCUGCUUACUACAGAGGAGCAGAGGUUAUUAUAACAGUGUUUGAUCUGGCUGAUAUCCAGACUUUGGAUCACACGAAGCAGUGGCUAGAGGAUGCAUUGAGGGAGAAUGAGCCAGGGUCCAGCUUCAUCUUUCUGGUUGGAACAAAGAAAGAUUUAGUGUCAGGUGCCGCAUGUGAGCGGACAGAACUGGAUGCCAUUCGCUUUGCCAAUGAGAUGAAGGCUGAAUACUGGUCUGUCUCAGCAAAAACAGGGGAAAAUGUAAAGGAGUUUUUUUCUCGAGUUGCUGCUUUGGCCUUUGAACAGUCUAUGCUGAAGGAGCUGGAGAAGAGCAAUGGUCGCAUGGUCCAGAUCGGGGCAGGAAACCUCAUCAAAAUAGAAGGAAAUUCACUUGAGACUCCAGAAAGCAACAGCCAAGCCAGCCUGAACUGCUGCUAGCUGCCAGUCAUUUCUGCAAGCAUCACACCUCCAUCUGCAUGUGCGUACACCUGCAUGGCGCACCUGCAGCAGGGAAAGCUCUCAAGCAGUUUCCAGUUGAGAGAUUGAAAGUCAGUUUAUCUCAGGAAAGAAUGGAGGAGCUGAAAAUGAUUCAAGCAACUUGCCUUCAGACAGAUGAUCUCUCUUCUACCCCUUGCUUUGUGCUCACCUUGUGCAGGCAGCACAAUGGUACAUAAACCUUCCCUGUGCAAGGGGGAGACUGCUUGUGUGAUGGCAAGCUGCCUUUACUUAAGGGGAUGGACUCAACCCAACUUUUCCUCCUGCUACCAGGAGGACCUGUAAACAAUGUUCUGUACUUGUUUUGUGUUCUUGGUAGCUACCAGAACUCUAGAAUCUUGGACAGUGAAGUCCUGGCCCCAUUCUUGUGGGAGCAGAAAACCCAUGGCAGUGCUGAUUAUUGUGGUGCAUUUGAUCUAUUUUAUCUUUUAAACACAAAAUCCUUGUACAAAAUUAUGCUGACUUGCACUUAAGCAUACCUAGUUUACCAUGAUAGUACUGAGAGAAAUAUUCCUCUUGUAUCUGGGGUCAGGAUAUCUGGUUUCAGGAUAUCUGUCGAUCCUUUGUAAUUUUUAAGUCUAUACAUAUUCUUCUUCGAAUGGAUGCAGACCAGAAUUCCACUCAGGUGUGUGUGUGUGAUCAGUGUGCUGGAGUAGUACUCAUCAGAGCGACAGACAUGCCCUGAGCCUCCUCAUGGCUCCUCCCAAGGCUAUAUGAGGCUGAUGCCACCCUGACCCCCCUCAGUCCCUUCUUAUCACUCAUGGCCUGAGUCGCAACUUCCCAUGUAGUUCUCCCCUCAUGCUUUUUUUUCUGCUACAUAGUUAGCUCUUAGCUAUUUACAGAUUUAAUGAAGUUAUCAGUUAGCACCCUUUAGAUAGGUUUUUCUUUACAUUUUUUAUUUCUAGAAUGGCAUGGAGCACUCUCUGGGCUUCAAGCACUGCCCUUCACGUGGGGCAUCUCUUCCUAAUAAUGACCCCCCCCACACACACACACAUAGGCCUUGUCUACAUUAGGGGGGGUUAAGUUGACGUAAGUUACGCAUCUUAAGUUAUGUAACUUACAUAUAUUAAGUCGAUGUAGUUUUCAGCAGAGCUUCUGCCUCUCGUUGAGGUGGAGCACUGAAGUCGACAGGAGAGCACUCUCCCGUCCACUUAUUGUGUCUUCACCAGACCCACUAAAUCGAUGCCACUGCAUCAAUCGCAGCAGCACCAAUUUAGCCCCUAGUGAAGACAAGCCCUAUGUGUGUUGUGUCUUGGUGAAGGACAUAUCAAGGAGAAGUGUAGCAUUUGCCACUCCUUCAAGAAACACACUCAGAUUUCCAGUAUCUGCACCUUAUGCAGCAUCUCCUAGCAUAGGCCAUGAGGUCUGCCUCUGCAUUUGUGCCCUGCCAGAUUGCGCUGUAUGCAGUCAGCCACUACUAUGGUAAAGACUUCAGACAGGCUCUUGGGCUUGGACUCCUUUCCAAGGAGAAGGAGAGGUCAGUCUUUCUCUCUCUGGGUUCCUUGCACACAGACCCAUAAGACUAAUAAGAGCCACUCGAGCUCCAAGAGAGGCUCCUCUUCCACCGCAAAUAGGGGAUUGGUGUAACACAGAGUUUCACAGGGCACCUAGAGUAGGGCAGGGCUGUAAGCCCAUGUUUCCCCAGUAGCUAGGCGAGCAACUCCUGGUACCAUACCAUCGACUCUGGAUCUGUCCUCUCAGCAGCCAUCAAGUCUGGUACUGGUGGAUGCUGUCUCAGCACCACCUAUUUCAAUCCUUACAACUUCACAGACACUUGGGGUGGUGAAUGACCUGCUCUGCCUAUCUAUCCCUGGUUUGCCAUUGAUCCAGGAGUCCGUGGGGCUGGUAUUACCUCUGGCUGUUCUGGACCAUCAACCUCUUUGGCACUGGAGCAGAGAAUGCUGUCAGCACCAGCACUGGUACUGGUUAAGGGGACAGUCUAAGACAGUCUCAUCUGCACCAUCUGGUGCCUGGGUGUCCUCUACAUCAGCUCUUGGAUGUUCUUUAGUGUUGGCACUGACUGCAACCUCAGUUUUGGGUUUGGGUGUAGACAUCAGGCUACGCAUCACCUCCUCUGGAGCCUGUUUUGGUACUGGACUUAGAAACAAGACCUUCUAUGUCCUGAGAUAAAUUUAUGGUACUGACUGCAGUAUCACCACUGGUACCAAACUUACCUCCCCCUGCUGGGAGUUGGACAGAUUGGGCCAUCCAAUAGCCCCACUUGGUUGGGCACUGGUAUGCUGACUGAUUAUUCAGAAGGCCUAUCUAGGUCAGACUUGUCUAGCUCCUCUCCAUCCCCACCAAGGCAUGCAAAGUCUAGUAAACCAUCUAGGUCACCUUAAGAGGGGGACCCUUGGAACUGGAAUCAGUACCAUUCCAAUAACAAGGAGAGGCCAGUGUGGCCUGAGACAUUUUGACCUCCAAUGACCUGUUGGAUUAUAUGUGUCAGGGGUCGCACAUCUCAAACCCUGGUCUACAGGACUCUUAGGAACCAGGAAGUUCUGACCUGCCACCCAGUGACCUGCUAACAGUUGCCAGAACCAGAAGCUGAAUUCCAACAGAGAACUCCAGUCCUGGGAUCUGAUAGGUGGAACAAUGGGAGUCCUGAUUUUUUUCUCUGCUUGUGUUUAAACAAAACACAGGAAGAGGAAGUUGUCCAUGCAGUUGGGUUUUCCCUGCUUAGGACUGCUUCGCUUGUGCUACCUGCUCCUACUGCCUGACUCUGAUCUCCUGGUAACCUGACCCUGCCUGCCUCCUUAACUCGCUCUCCAACCACUAGGUCAGACUGCACACAUCCCACUUGUGACAAUAUAGAACGCUUGGAUGGCUCCUAGAUUCUCCAGAUCUUGAUCUUCAGCCUGUUUUAGGAGAAAGUCCCUGGAACCAUCCACAUCAGGGCCUUGUGCACUGGAAGAGCAACUAGAAGCUCUCCCCUCUGAACAACCAGCUCAAUAAGAAGAGCCAUGUUGGAGGAACGAGCUCUGUCUCAGGAGGCUACUUCAGCUCUGGUCAAUUUAUCCUCUCCCUCCCCAGGCUCACUCUUGCCAGUCCCAGAGCAUUUUUAAUCCUGUCAGGAUGUGCUUAGAAGAAUGGCCUCUGCGCUUGGUAUAUAUUCCAAGUUAUUUACAGGAGAAUACCUACAAGCUAUUGGACAUUCUUCAAGCUGCAAUCUCAAGAAGGGUAGCCCUCCCAGUAAAUGAGGCACUUUUAGAGCCAGCGAAAGUGUUAUGGAAUACACCUGCUUUGCUGGCUUCCACAGCCAAAUGCACUGACAGAUGCGACAGUGUGCUUGCCCAGGGGUUCAAGUGUCUUUUACUCUCAUCUGUCUCCAAAUUCCCUGGUAGUUUUGGCUGCCAAUGAGAAGUCAAGGCAAGAAAGGUUCAAGUCAGCACCCAAAGAAAGAGAACUGAAAAGAAUGAUGGCCUGGGGCAGAAAGAUUUAUUCUAAGUUAUCUCUCCAAAUGCAAAUAGCUAAUCGGCAGGUGCUGUUACCUAAGUAUGAUUUUCGUACCUGGGAGCCUUAUCAAAAUUUACAGAUAAACUCUCCGAGGACUCCAAGGAAGAGUUCAAAGCCUUUUUGGCAGAGGGCCAUCUGGUCACAAAGACAUCUCUUCAGUCUGCCUUGGAUGUUGCAGAUGGUUCCUCAAAGACUGUGGCCUCGGCAAUGUUGAUAAUGUGAAGAGUUUCGUGACUAUAUAACUCUGGGAUAGCCUGCAACAUACAACAGUAUAGAAGACCUUCCCUUUGGGCAUUUUCUAUUUUCAGAUAAAAUUGGUGAAAUAUUGCACUCAUUUUAAAAGACUUCUAAGCAACCCUCUGCUUCUUAAGAGUUUAUGUCCCAGUGUCCAAGAAAAGACGUACACAACUCCCAGCAUACCCAGUACUCCUAGCAGUACUAUAGAAAUCCUUUCUACGCAUCUAGGCAAGAUGACAUGCUGAAAAGUACGCAUAGACCUCAGAGAAGAAGGUCCACUAGCUCAGACUCCAACCUGCAAGCCCAUUCUCAGACAUCUGCAAGCAAAAUCUGCCUUUUCACUUUUCCAAUGAGGACAGCAACCUAAUUAUUCACAAUCCACACACUAUUGUCUCUCCAUUUGGGAGCAAACUAUCUUGCUUUCUGGAUAAUGACAGACAAGUGGGUACUAAGUACCUUGAGACUGGGAUAGUCAAUCCAAUUCCUUUCCAUUCCCCCUUCCCCAUCCGUUUUCAGGGACCCAACUCACAAGCCUCUGCUCCUUCAAAAGGUCCAGAUACUGCUUGCUGUAAGGGCUGUGGAAGAAAUUCCUAUACAGUUUCAAGGAAAGGAGUUUUAUUUAGCCAUUUUCUAAUUCCCAAGUCCAAGUGUUGUUUAAGGCCCAUUUUGAACUUUUACAGUCUCAACAAGUUCACUAAAUACAUGAGAUUCUACAUGGUUUCCCUGACAUCUAUCCUCCCCCUCAGGAUUGGAACAAUUUGUUUGCUGCCCUCAAUCUUUGCAGUGCUUGCUUCCACAUCACAGUGAUACGAAGUCAUAGGAAGUUUCUCAGAUUUAUGGUAGUGAGGAGACACUAUCAAUACACAGUUCUUCCCUUUGGCCUAUUGUCAGCUCCUCAUGUGUUUAUGAAAUGCAUAGAAGAAGUGUCAGCAUUCUUGAGAAGGAUUGGGAUACAUAUCUUCCCUUACUAGAUGAUUGCCUCAUCCAGGGCAUAUCACUUUGUGAAGUCCUCAGUCAGCUCCAAUUCAUUCUCCAUCUCUUUGACUGGCUAGGGCUCAUGCAGAACAAAGAGAAGUCCACAUUAGUGCCCAUGAAGAGGCUGACAUUCAUUGGGGCUUUGCUUGACUCUAUGGUAGCGAGGGCCUUUUUUCCUUGAGAGGUUUCUGACCAUUUACAAUCUUUGUGUGUCCCUCAGGUCUCACCUGUCCAGUAUGGCCAGAGCAUGUCACACAUUGGUACGUCACAUGGCUCCAUGUAUGUACGUGACCAUGCAUUCCAGACUGCAUUUUCAUCCUUUACAUACAAACACGGCUAAAGUUGAUUUACCAACCAAGCAGGCAUCUGGAAAAGUUAGUCCAAGUUUCUCUUGUAGUCUUACACUCUGUGGAGUAGUGAAUGGACCAGGACAUUGUAUGUGUGGGGAAUCCCUUUUCUUGUCCCCUUCCAACUAGGACAAUUAUAAUUGACACUUCUACAUUAGGCUGGGAUGCUCACCUGGGUGGUUCAUGGGGACCCAAGGGAUAUGGACAAAACCCCAGGAAGAGAGGCUUCAUCACGUUCCAGGAGAGGUUACGUAACAGAAGGAAACAAUCACCUAGAUCCACCUAUUUAGCUAAGUGGAAGUGUUCUUCACUUUUGACUUCUGCUCAAGGGAUUCAGUCAAUAAGGGUGAGUGUCCAGGACAAAUGUUCUGGCCCUUUCUUAAGUUCAGUGAAGGUUCACCUGGCAGCUAUUUCUGCCACUCAGGGGAGAAUAGUGUUUUCCAAUCCUAUGGCUACAAAGUUUCUCAAGUAAAUGACUUGUCUGUUUCCACCUGUAAAAGCAUCAGUUCACCUGAACACAAUGUUAGCCACUCUCAUGGGAAGAAUUUGGCUAUUUGCUCCUGGGCACAUUUGUCCUGCAAGAUGGCCUUCCUUAUCGCUAUCACAUCUGUGAGGAGAGCUGGCAAGCUGCAAGUAUUAGUGGUAGGCCCUCCGUACACUCACUUUUUAAGGACAAAAUGGCUCACCCAAAGUUUUUAACUAAAGUAGUGUCAACAUUCCACCUUAAUAAGACGCUAUAUCUAAGUCCUGUGUUCUUUCCAAACCUGCAUGUCAGUUGGGAAGAAAGGUGUUUUACAUACCUUGGAUGUAAGAUGGCCAUUGGCCUUUUUCAUAGACAGAGGUAAUUGUUUAGAUGUUCUCCUUGACAUUUUGUUUCUUACGAGGAUAGGAUGAAGGGCCAAGUGGUCUUGACCCAGACAGUCUGUAGAUGGAUCACUGCUAUUACCACUGUUUAUGAUAUGGCUAGUAUUCCACCUCCUUAACGUCUCUUUGUCCAACUCAAAGCUUAAGUGAUGUCUGUAGCUUCUCUCAAUGAUAUACCUUUUCUGGACACUCAGAAGGCUGCUGCCUGGUCCUACAUAUAUAUGUGCAUGCAUACAUACAUUCAUUCAUACAUACAUACAUACAUACAUUCACUUGUCACUAUGCGAUUGCAAGAGCUUCAAGGGAAGAUGCAAACUUUGGCAAGGUCACUGUUCAAAUAGAGUUCAAGCCCUGCCAUCUAUGAUACUGCUUGUGAGUCACCUGAAGGGAAUACACAUCUGCAUCCACUCGAAUAAGAAAGAACAGUUAUUUACCUGUAUUAUAACUGUUUGUUCUUAGAGAUGUGGGUACAGAUGUGUAUUCCAUGACCAACCUGUCAUCUCCUCUGCAUCAGAAUUUUAGGCCACUGGCUGGUACAAAGGAGCUGAGGUAGAUGGGGACAGCAUCACCCUUAUAUAGCCUCAGGUGGGGUCAUAAGGAGGCGCAGGGAAUGUGCAUCACUUCAACAGGUAUUGCUGCGGAAAACAUAUCUGGCUCCAGCAUGCUGAGCGCGCACACGUACCCACCCUCACCCCCGAAUUAACUACAUUUCUGCAUCCACAUCUCUAAGAACAACAGUUACAAGUAAGUAAUUGUUCUUUUCCUGUUUAAUGAGUUAGGGUCUGAGACAGUUUUUACAUUUUGCUUUUAUAAUUUUUUUAAAAGCAUAUCAAGUCUGCUGAAAGAAGACCUUAAUCCUGCUCCCCUUUACUUCUCUGUAGAAUGGGUGGCAGAUCUUUCCUCCUGCCAUCAGAAUCUGGUCCUAUGGAUACAACUUCAGGGUAAAAAUCAAAAAGGGAGAUUCCAUUGAAUGGAGAAAGCUGUGAAAUUAUGUAAUAGGUAUAGUAAAGGAGAACAUAUAAACACUGAUAGGAAAGGAAGUUUAUGAGGUUGUAGCAAAAUUCUGAUAAUGAUUUUUUUAUUGAUCUAGUGUCACUGUGUUUCUGCCUUUGACAUUUCAGGUGGGCAAAACCAGAACCCAGGAUCCAAAUAUUCCAAAACUUUGUGGAAGUCCAGAUCUGAAAUUUCUAGUUUAAUUCCAUCUCUGCUUAACAUUCCAAAGGCUUGAUUCUUCUCGGCCUUAUGCUUUAUAUAAGCAUGUGCAUCUGUGUAAAAUAGUACCAGCUCUUUAUAUAUAACCAGAAUAUUAUAAUUUUUCACUCUUUGUGCAUGUGUGAAUGGCAACACAAAGUGCAAGGCACAGGAGAAUCCGAUUCCAUGUAUUCUGUAAUUGCAAGAGGAAGUGGGUAUACCCUUUCCCCUCCACUUGUUUUUCAUAGAUCCCGUCUACGCUACAAGUCUAACCAGUCACAGCUAUUAUAAGUGACAUGUUCUAAUGUCUCUUUUUGUUCAUAAUAUAGAUAGGACAUGGUUUUUUGAAGCAUGUUACAGCCGAAGUAAUGAACUUCGUCACCCCUCUCCAUGCUAGACAACUGUUAGCUGGUAAGGUUAGAUGCUAUAGUGUGGCUGGGCAUAUAAUUGGUUUGACUACCCUUGCUGGAAAAAGUGUUCCAGUCCCUUGAUGCUAGGAGCAGCUUGCUUCAUAGCUGAAUUGAAGCAACAGUGAAAAGGAAGGAUUUUUGUCCUUAUUUUCAUAUUACUUUUACCAAAAUGGUGUGUGUUUAUGUGUACUUGCACUCUUUCUACAUAGAAAGAGAGAGUGAGAAUUUUCCAAUACAGAAACCCUAACGUGCUUGCCAUGUGCAGGUCUCUUAACUGAGUGGCUGUUGCAGAACGAGCACUCUCUACAUGAUUGCCACAUCCUGGUGAGCUUGUCAGGUCAUGCACUUUCCCUGGUUUCCUCUGUUAUUCCAAGAGUUAAAUACCUUUCUGCCCUACCCCUAUAAGUUUGAUUCUUUAGGAGCUAGGAUGAUCAUGUGUUAAAACAAGACCCAUGUAACAUGGAACAGAUUGUAUGAAAAUCAGAGGCAUUGGGAAAUAGAGUAAAGCAACUCUGUGCUGGAGAGUUUUCUGCAGUGUGGGCAGCCCCGACUUGGUGCCGUAGGGACUCCUGUUUAAACCUUGUUAGUUGUCCCUGCUGAUUUAAAUGGCACAGUAUUGUCAGAAAUAACUGUAUUACAUACCUGCUGGAUCAGUAUUUGUGAGACCGCUUUUACCAUGCAUGAUUAUUGUUUAUAAAUCUCUGAUCAGAUUGGUUUUGCUUAUUGAACUUCAGCAUAUACAGCAAAAGUACAAGGCAAACAUCAAGAAGUAACACCCAAGAGUAUGUUGAAAGGAACUAGCUGAUAUCUAUGGUCAUACAUUGACAUAAAGAAAUGGACUUAAACUUCAUAUAGAAAACACUACAUUAUUCUUACACUCUUCUUUACUGGAACAAAUUUUAGAGAGGAAGAAGGAAUUUAAACAAGGCAAUCUCUCACUGAUUUGUAACAUUCAGCCUCAGGUACCUAAUAGGCAGUAUUCCUCCAAACAUAAAAGAUGUAUUGUAAAACUUUCACCUACACGAAACCAGGAAAACUCAGAGCCAUAAAAAACUACUAUAAACAUUCUGAGUCAAUUAACGAAUCCCCCUCAAGAAUCAAACCAAGGCAUCAGUCCACCAUUCCAGAAAUCUUGUUCACCAAUAAUUUGAUGUCCACAAAGCCCUAGGGCCAAUGGAAUCACUCUGAAUUUACACCAGCAUAAGUGAGAGCAGAAUGUUUCCCAUAAUGUACAGUAUACUCAUAGUACAAUGGUUUGGACGGAAAGAAAGCAGAAGACCCUAGGACAGUUAUUAAUUAUUAACCCCAUCAUGUAGUCACUACACAUGCAUCAGUAAACAGGGUGCUGAAUGUAACAAUCUAAUUGGAGCCCAAUGCCUCAAAACAUACCAAGGAAAAUAACAGAAAGACCUUAAUAAUAUAAAAAAUAAUCAGACACAAUGGGCCUGAUUCUCAGUUAUUCCAUUCCUGCAUUUAGAUAGGGAUGGGCAGAAAGUGAGGAGAAAUAUGGCUUAAAGCUGCCUUUGUAUUUCCCAUCUUCUGUUUUGCUCACAGCGUAAAUUAGAACAGUCUCAUGGAAUUGUAUGUAUGCAACUUCUCUUAGCAACUUCUCUCUUCCUUUCCUCUUCAGACAAGGCUGUCAUUAGCAACCAUGCGAGUCCUGUUGGCACAGAAAAUGAGUGUACUAUUUGGUGGAGGAGGUGAAUAUGUGUGCCUGUGUAGAGUUAUCGAUCCAAAUAUGUAAUGUUUUGACCUUAUGAUAUUCUGUGUAGUUGUUUAUCUCUCAAAACUGUUUCAUGAGGAUGACGAAUAGAUGCUCCCUUAAACCAUGCUCAUUCCAUUUAGUGGACAGCAUAUCUAACUUCUUUGUGAUUACUGGGUUUGAAUCACUACUGGAUGGGUGAGUAGAAGGGGUGGCUUACUGUACUGGAGGAUACCAUAUAUGUAUAUAAUAUGAUGUCUUUCAGCAGAAGCAACCAACAUGCUUUUCAAGCAUAAACGAAUUGUCACGUAAGCCCCCUUUUGAGGUACUAUAUUGUAGGUGAGUAGUAUUAGCGUCAUUUUACAGAGGUGUAAACUGAAGCUCACAAGGAUAACAUGCCUGAUUUUCAAACUAGGCCCCUAUUUUUGUGGGCAUAGUGCCUGAAAUAAUUUGGGCCCCAAAAUUUUAUAUCCCGGGUUCAGUCAUGCUUUGUCCUGGCAAUUCACUGUUGGUGCUGAGGUGUGGGCAUAACUUGUUAUAGACAGAAAACUGCGCCUCUAAAAAUGGUUCUAAAAUCAGGCCUUAAGUGACUUGCCCACAGUCACACAGUGAGUCAGUGACAAAGCUGGGAAGAAGAAUAUUUUUUAAAUUGCCCUGCAAGUGUUGCUUUUAUUAUUGUUAGACUUUUGUGCAAAAAACUCGUGGAUACAGUCUCUUCAGCAAUGCUAUGAUAUUGCUCUGAAAAUCAAAUGGGCAGCUUUCCCACCUUAUGUCUGUGAAGAGUACGGGUCCUUUAAAACCACACAGUACCUUGGCCUCAAGGGAAAGUGAGAUUUGGUUCCAGAGGGCUCCUCCCUUCCCUUUUCUAUGUAUUGGAAAUACUGAACUUGGAAGAAAACUGCCUUUUGUUUUCUAGUAACAGAAAUGACACAGUAACUUGUUGUCACUACCAUUUUAUGUCUCUUCUACCUCCAAGAAUCACACUUAUAACAGCAGGACAAUAAAUAGCCUUCGGAAAGAGCCUAAUCCAUCCUAGUCAGUGAUGGAUGCUGUAAGGCCUGCCUUGAAAACCCCACUGAGAUUUCCAGAGCACAGAGCCCGCUAUUAAUAAUUGAUUCUGUAAAAAUGAAACUCUGAUCAUGUUACUAUUGAUGAAUUGCUUAGACAGGGGAACACAAGGAAAGGGUUCCAACUCUCUGAAAAGUAAACACCACUGUUCAUUUGUAAUUUCUUGGGCAGAUGUUCAUGUCUCUGGCCUAGAUUUUAGUUGUGUGUGUUUAAUUCUAACAAAAAGCCUAGUUGCUUUGAAGAAGGCUUUUAUAUAGUGAGUAAUAUGUCAGGAAAGAGGACAACUGUAUCAGUUCUGAAUGCUGGCUGUCUGUAGCAUUCCUAGAUAUAUUAACUCUGGAACUAGCUGGUGAAUCCCCCACAGUACAUUUGGCAACAAUGCCUGUCUCCUUUGGGGAUUUUUGUUGCAGAGAGUGUGGAGAAGGGUGGUGAUUGGGGGCCAUCUGAAGACAAAGCUAAGGUGCUGGUGUAGUAGUUUUUCUCAGAACAAAUACAAAUGUGAUGCUUCUUUUUUUCUCAAUAAAUUGAAGUUAACACGCUGAUUGCCUGUUUUAAACAAUGAGUAUGUAUGUCUUUUAGUCAAAGCAGUAGAUGAUUGAUCACAGGCCAUUUAGCAAACAGCCCUGUGGCAAGUGAUAUUUUUUGGGCUUUCAGGUUAAGGCCAGGAGCUGUUAGAAGAGCAAUUGAUUUUAUUUUUUAGUAUCAGUUUUGCCAUGUGAGUGAAUAUAUGAAGGUCAGUUUUCUUAUUGCCAGUAGGUCAUGUGAUUCACAUCUCUCCUGUUAUUUCUCAGCACCUACAAGAUUCAAGCCUGCUGUCCCUACAGGUGCAUUGUUCCCAGUAUAAUCAUCAGUUGUCUCUUGCAUGAGAACUGCAGGGUCAGAAUCUCACUGGCUUUUCUGCAGGCAGUGCUUCCUACUUUUUCUAGCUCUUUGUUUACCUUCUUCAUCACCUGUUUCUCCCCUCAUCUUCUUCAUCCCAUGUCUUAUCAGUUUUCUCCUUCAUUUCUCUUUAGCCCUACAAACAGGAGGGUUCUUCAUGUCCCUCUCAGAACCCUGGAUCCCUUCAGUUCUUACUCCCCUGCAUCUCAGGGUCCUUGCUACACUAACCUCUCCUCCUGGUAGUUCAUCAGGAGCAGUUGUUGGAGGCAUUCCCUCAACCAGGGGCUGAGUGUGCUGCCCUCAUGACACUCCCAGUCUCUGCAGGUCUGGGAGCUAGGGAACAAAUAUGGGACUUACUUCAAGUUUCCCAGAGGGGCUACAACCACAUUAUAGUCCUUUGCCUUCAUGUCUUUCUCUUUUCUGGGGUAGGAAGUUAGGAAAGAGGCUUUAAUCUUUGAGUGAGUGUGACAUGGAUCACUUGGUGAGUCACAUGAGAGAGGUGCUACUGCUGUGUGUCAGAUUUCUGCUAAUUUGUGCUCUAGAUUAUAAAUUGUUUGAGGGACUGACUUGAGUGCAGUUUUCCUCUUGUAAUGUGCUGUAUAUCCAUUCAGUGCUUUAUUACUAAUAACUGACAUGCAUCUGUUAGAAUACAUUGUUCUGGUCACCAUUCUGUCUGCCCAACUACUCCCAUGCCAGAUAUGGGAAAGAUAAGGGAAAGCUGAGUGUAAUAACAUCCUGGACAGAACAGAAACCAUGAGGAUAGAUGAGAGAAGAGGGAAAAAUAAUAUCUCAGUCACCCUGCUCAUUCCUUUAGUGGGUUGAGAUCAGAGUCCAUUUCAGAUGUGCACCACAACCCAGUGCAGGCUAUUCUCCUUUCUGUGCUACACGUUCAUUCGAGAUAGGUGAAUAAGUCUAUUCCCAUUCUGUCUCCUCUCAGGCUUUGACUCAUUCCAGGAAAAACAGAAAUAUUCAUUGGCAGGAUCCUGAGUGGGAGUCCUCUCUCUUUCCAGCUCUUGUGCAGAAGUCACACACUGUUAGAAAACAUUUUUCAUCGAUCACAGGCAAAUGAUAGACUGCGUUUAAAAACUCCUUGAAAAGGACUCUGCUUUUAGGGUCCCAGUCUCACUUAUAUUAAAUGCCCAUUGAUUUUUGUUUCAGGAUCAGGCCCUUGGUGAGGAGAGAGUGCCGCGGCUGUGGGAGGGCUACAGUUUGUUAGGAAAAGUGACUGGCUUUUGCCCACAAGAGGGUGCCUCAGGGUCAGUUAUGGUUGUUCUUGCUUGAAGUAGAGAAGCCAUGUUGUAGUUUAUUUUCUGUGCCACUAGAGGGGGCAUGCUGGCUGCUCUAACUGCUAGUCAUAGCCACAAAAUCAUAACAGUUUUGUACUUGAAAAGUAAUAUGCACUCAGACCACUGCUAUAUGCCUGCCAUCAUAACUUUGCCUUUACAAAGUUUUGUGUGUCUUUAGAAUGGUACUAUUCUGAGUAAAUAAAGUGUUUGGGGGUUGCUCAGAAGUCCAGCAGCUACUUCUCAUGCUCCUCCAAAUUCCUGAUGCAGACACAGAGACCGCAAUAGGUAUGGAGACCGAGUUGUUUAAUUCCAAUACUAAUUAAAAUUGAAUGAGUCAUACAGAAAUUCAGCCUCUGGCUUCAAUACUCAUCAGAAUUCUUGUGUUUUCUCACUCUGUUGGAUACACAGGAGAGGGGAGAAAGGGCAUGGAAACCUUACCUGCCUGAUUCCCAUGCACUUUAGGCUAUCACACAACAUCUUUGUGAGAAAUAAAGAGCAAGGGAAACUGAGACUUGAGUAAUCUUAAAUCAGCGUGUGAAUUCAAAUGACAAGUUAGAUCCAAACUGUAUAUUUAAACAUAUAAAUUAUUGAUUAGUAAUUUAUAAUGUUAUGCAUAUGGCCUUAUAAAAACUGCUGUUUACAUAAAUGUCAUUAUAUGGAUUUUUUUUCAAAUGUAAUGUCAAUGAAUCCGUAACCCUUGAUCAAUCUCUGUCCCAUAUGUGUUAGAAGCCUGGGUACUAGUUGAGGUAGGCAUUUUUAUGAAGGAAGGGGGAAAGUAAAAGCUCUGUAAUAAACAGCAAAAGAAAGAACAAUGCAAAGCUGAAGGCACUAUUAGCCAGUUGCAGAAUGCAUUUUUGAUGCGUGAAAAGGUUUUGUGGGCUAUUGAACAACAUCAGAAGUAUAAAAGGCUAAUCUUA
Molecule: messenger RNA, 14800 nt
Organism: Caretta caretta (loggerhead turtle)
Lineage: Eukaryota; Metazoa; Chordata; Testudines; Cheloniidae
Gene: RAB36
Product: RAB36, member RAS oncogene family
Molecular function (GO): GTP binding; GTPase activity
Source: RefSeq, a predicted model, not a curated record